Messenger RNA from Aspergillus affinis, 852 nucleotides. RefSeq lists its product as uncharacterized. The record is from RefSeq and is a predicted model, not a curated record. The coding region runs from base 1 to 852 and encodes 283 amino acids. Lineage: Eukaryota; Fungi; Ascomycota; Eurotiomycetes; Eurotiales; Aspergillaceae. Gene Ontology annotation, molecular function: ATP:ADP adenylyltransferase activity; ATP binding. Gene Ontology annotation, biological process: nucleotide metabolic process. The transcript has 2 exons.
AUGGAUGAGUCCCUGAUUCUCUCCAAAUUCGACCGCCUUGUCGAAUCCGGCCUCGUUUUAUAUGACGACAAACAACAGAUCAUCGAGCAUAUUGACGGCAACCUCAAACCCACCCUUACCUACUCACAGCCCGAGCCCGAAACUACCAGUCAGGAGCCCGAAAAGCGAGACGGUAGCGAUAUCAGCACCACCGGAUUUGAAAUUGACGAAACAGACACCCAUUUGAUAACCGUGAACAAGUUCUGCUUUGCGCAACCCUACCUCAUGCCUCUGACCGGUGACGGAUACCGAUGCCAAUAUGAGCCGCUCGACGAGGCCGAUUUGCACAUUGCGUGGCGGAUCCUGAACGCCGCUGAGACCGACUACGUUGUUUUCUACAACUGCGGGCGAGAUGGCGGAUGUAGUCGGCUGCAUAAACAUCUGCAGGUGAUGCCCUUGCCGGAUAAUAGUUUCGCGGCGUUUCUGAAUUCUGUCGAAGGGGAGGUACCCGAGACGAAGGUUCCAUUUAAGUGGUUCUUUCGGCGGUUUGAAAAGGACACGACACUGACGUCUUCUGCGUUGGUUGGUGUUUAUAAGGAGCUGCUGGGCCAGGCUACGCGGGUGGGCGAGGACCGUGGUGAACAUGCGGCGAGUGCGCCGUCCGAAGCGGCCUGUCCGCAUAACAUGAUUCUCACCAAGAGGUGGAUGGUCGUGUUGCCGAGAAGACGAGGUGCGAUUAAUAAGGAGGCCGGGAUGAAUUCGUUGGGUAUGCUGGGGGUGAUUGCGGUGGCCACGACGAAGGAAGUUGAUAACUGGGUCAGGUUAGGGCUGACCGAGUCCCUGGCAGAGUUAGGAUUACCGAAGGGCAUGUAA